GGUUUCAGGUUCACUCAGACUUUCACACGUGCUUGUUUACUAGCUUGUUGUGCUGUGACGUUUCACUCCUCCGCGCCUCGCUCUAACAGACACACUGUCGCUUUUGCUGCGCCGUAACCUGACCCAGCUGUUGUUCUAAGGACGUCUGUAACCAUGGCAACAGCCUGUAUAAUUCAUAACCCGCAGAGGGGAAAACGUGGAGCAGGUAAGUUGUGCUGGAGCUGCGUUCAUCGCGCAGGUGUGAGCAUUCGCUACGGCCGGCGACCUUGUUUUCCUUCCCCUUCCUCUGUGGACCUGUGCCAGUCUGUGGGGAUGUCUGCUGGAGCAGAGCUUUCCUCUGAAGACGCGAGUCGCUUCUACCGCAACGCAGGUGGAGCACGGGCAGCGAUGGAGAAGAUUGCCAGAGGUGACAACAGCUGGGCAUGUGUUGGUGAAAACAUUGUGGAUGUUCUCUUAGAAAUGGAAAGGGAGAGGGAAAGGGAGGAACAGCUGUACUGGGACCUGCAGCUGCUAAAUGUUGGAAACCUCGACCGGCUCUGUCCGAUGCACCAAAGCACACACCCAGAUCGUUUCCCAACACGUUACGACCCAUCAGAUUCAGAGCCAUCGCAGUCGGUUCUGCAUAGGAGGGUGAGGAGGUUAAAGAGAGCAGCCAGGCACUGCUGGGCCGAACUGGCGUCAGAGGGCUUGCGAACCAUGGUGCCCUCUCCCUGGCAGGGUGGAAGGCCAGGGGUCAAAGUUCACGCCUGGGGCCGCGUCUCCCCGCCAGAUCUCGUCUUCUUGGUGGAAGUCAAGUAUGACGUUGUGGCCCGCUUGCUUUUCACAGAAAUGCUCCAGGAGCAUCACACCCUCAGUUCCUGGCAAAGCCUGCUGCCAUGGCAGCAGCACAAGGAGCACGAGGGGCUGGAGGAGCUGGCGGAGGAGGUUUUGCUAUCAGGUGACAUGCUCCAUUUGGCGGAGCUGCCAGGAGCUUUUAGGAUAUACAGGGCCUGUCAGGGGGAGUCUGAGGAGCAAUCCUGGUCGGCCAUGUCUCUCCUGUAUGAGCUACGCGCGUGUCGCGAACACGAAAGGGACGCAAUCACAGCCCUGGGAGAGCGGCUGGACAGAGAGAGCUUGAGACUGCUGUGUUCACACAUCCGGUUGGCGACGCUCAGAGCUCAGAGAGAAAGCACGUCACAGGCAGCUCUUAUGGCGGCCCGGCAGUCCUGGGAGGCGUGGCCCCAUAUAAACAGUCCAUGCAGACGUCAGCAGGCGCUUCUGUGGCUGCAGGCUGAAGAGGAGGAGACAAAUGAAGACGUGACGUCGGCCUCACCACAGCAGCACUCAGUGCUGCAGCUGCUGGUGCUGAGUCAGGAGCAGGAAAGAAGGCACCUGGUCAGGUUGGUACACGGACUGUCCCCGGAGGACUUGCAAGGAGACACAGCUCCUGCAAAAGAAGAGGGCAACCAGCAAGCUGCAUUAAGAAAGGGCUGUAUUAACAGGCUGAGGGAACUCCAUGACAGGCUGCAGACACAGAAUGAGACCAGGGCUCCUUUAGAGCAAGCUGACCUCGCACGCGGGUCUGAGGCCCAGCCCCAAAUGAGCAGUAACCCAGCAAUGUGGUCCCAGCACCAGGUGGAAGCCUGUGCCCUGCUCCUCUUGACCCACUUGCUGGAGCUUCAGGAGGCGCAAGCGUCUGCGUUACUCUCAGGUCUGACGGACAUGAGUGUGCAGCAGAUCCAAGUUCUACAAGCCAAGUAUGAGCGUGACCUUCAAGCACAGAGCUGCGCCAACCUGCUCCAGCUCCUGGAGCCUGAUGCGCCUCUGAACCCAGGCUCUUUACUCAUGCCUGCUUCAUCCAUAAUCAACCACAGCAGCAGUGACCGACCGACAACUCCAGAACCUCCAGAACCCCACAACAGCAGUGAUGAGCCGGCACACUCUCUGCAGUACAAUUCAGCCAGUGUCCAAGCUGCUGAUGGGACCGUCAAACAGGACGUCUGCACAGGUUGUGGAGCCGUCAUGGAGGAGCUGCCCUACUUGGAGAUCUCGUGCAUGGGGAAAGAGGCCGAGGAGGAGGAAGACGGAAGCAUGAGGGCCCAGAGCUACGAGAAGCAGGGGUCUCUGAUCACCCUGGCUUGGAGCCGACCGCCAGAUGGGGGCACCGACUGUGAGGCGGAAUCUGCAGAUGGAGUCGCAGCACAGAGUGAGAGCGCUACACAGACCAGGGUCCAGUCCAGCGACAUCAGCAGCACGGCUGAACACACGCAGUCCGACGAGACCUCGGCAGAGAGCUACGAUGAAGAGGCCGCAGAGCAGCAGCGCAGCCCACACGGAAAGCUGACCUCAGAGGAGGGGCCAGCGGCUGGUCAAACAGACAAGGAGGAAGCCGUGUCUGGGUGUGACCUGCAGACACAUACACCACCCCCCUUGUUUGACCUCCCAGAGGCCAAGCCGCACUCGCAUCAGCCCACCCCUGCAUCGAGCAGUGAGAUCGGCACAGAUGGGGACAUGGUCGAGUCAAGUCCUGCAAUACAGUCAGAUUCAUGGGAUUCGAGAGAACCCGAUCCCACUGGUGCUGAGGAGCAGGAAAACACUUUACAAACCAGAGCAGCGUGUGGCCUUGCAGAGAGGGAGACACUGAGGGAAUCCACUGUGACUGAGAGGGAGCAGAUAAGAGAGCAAGUAUCAGCCGUAGAGAGAGAAAGAACAAUGCGCAACCUGGUGGACAUGCAAAAAAGGGCUGAACAGAGGCACCAGAGAGACCGGGAGCGGCAGCGGCUGAGGGUGCAGGAGCGGCUGUCAAUCAUCCAGAACAAAAAGACAGAGAAAGACCUGCUUGGACUCAAACACAUGGAGCAGCUAAAACACCUCACACAAGACCUUCCACGGGAGGACAAACAACAGCAAAAGACUGUCGUCAGGGAGCGGCUGGAACAGCUGAGACGAGAGCGCUCCCAUUUGAUGCAGUCCAAACGGGACAGAAACACUGCAGGAUUUAAGGAGCUCCUGGGUCCAGUAACGCUCUACAGAGAAACGGAAGAUACGACAGACUGAGAUUCAACACAUGCGCUUCAUCAUCACCAUAUACAACAGCAAACAGUUUGAGUGAUUAUUUGUUCCAAGUGAUGUAAUUUCACAUGAAUCAAUAAUAUCAGUCCUGUAGCUGGAGUCUGCCGUGUCCUUUCUGAUCAUACAUUGUGCAUAAACAUACGACACCUCAACAUACUCGUAGUGACUGUUUAUUAUACAGUUUAAUUAUCAUCUUGACAAACAGAAGCAUCAACAGUAAUGUCAUUUAUCAAUGACCCCUUUAACUUGUGUACACAUUAUCCCGCGGUCUAAAUUACAUACAUAUCAAGUCACAAGGUCGCAUGUUAGCAGUCUACAGAGGUUCCAUUGACUCUCCUGUGUAGUAACAUUAAUAUAUUGGCACCAACAGCCAUUAUUCACUUGUGUAAGAAACAUGACAACAGGAGAACACUGCUGUAGACUCUGCAUGCACCUGUGGACUGGGGGCUGCGUUUAUUUACAGGUGUAUGAGGGAUGGGUAUUUUGUAACAUAGGUUUGGCUAACAACUCUACAAUGGGAACAGAUGUAUAAUACAGCAGGUCCACUGGUUUCCUGCAAGAGAAAAGGACCCUCCAGUUCUGGUGAAUAAAGGAGAAAUAGUGUGCCUAGAAGAGAUUCUCAGCAACAUUCAGUUUUUUUCCCCCUUUAGUUGACCUUAUAUAGUGUCCACUUGCACUGCACUCCAACACAAAGCAGGGAUACCUGUCACACCAAUAAGCCAGAACAUUCCACAGCAGCUCGCACACAGGGCCACUGCAUUGCACACAUACACACAGAAAGAACACGAAUGUGUGAACUAAAUGAAAACACAAGUUCAAGUUCUGUGCUCUUGAACAUACUAACGAUUUAACCAACAAACAUUUCCAAACAAAAAAACAUGGUGUUAUACUCAGGGCUUUAAUAUUCUAGCAAUGUGACAGCAGAGCACUAAACAAAACCAGCAGGCUCAUUUUUAAAAUAUGACAGUCGAUCAUAGAGGACGAGGUGGAUUAAACAUGUGCAGGUCUCAGCAGGUUGUGCAGAGAACAGUCUUUCAGGGCUGCAAUCAGGUCAGCUUUUAUGACAGCACGGCACUUUGAUAGCAUUGACAUUAUGAAAUUUAAACAAGUGGCAUCAGAUUUGUUGGAUGUGUCCAGACCCUAGAUCUACAAGUGUUAGAUCUUCGGCAAGAAGCAGCAUGCGCUUUGUGCGAGACUAAACUACACCUCAUACAAGUCAACAAUAUUUGCAUUUUUACACUAGACUGGUGUUUCCCCACAGUGACAGGUAAAAGCCUAGGAUGGAAACAGGAAGUUCCAGAUCUAGGUUAGUCAGUUAACCUCUGAGAAUGAAGCUACUUUCUUGCUGGAGGUUUUAAUGAACACUAUCGCCCAAAGACAUAAAAAUGGUCAUCAAUCAUCCAGCAUAAAACUGACUUAUGGGCACACUGAAACUGUGCUGGGUGGAUAUAAGUUUAUAUGUAUGUAUAUCUCUUGUUUUAUGGAAUCACAAAAGAAGAGAUAUGUGCGUGUAUGUGCAUUAAGUCUUGAAUGGUAUUAGCAAUGACACUCAAGGGAUGUUUUAUGCUUGUGUAUGCAUGUCUUUAUGCUCGAGUCUAUUGGUGGGCACACUGCACCCCCGGGCCGUGAUGGCCCCCUUCUUCAUCAGAACUAUCGUUGUAGGCCUCUCGUCUGGCUCCACCUCCUGUGCCUUGACUCUUGUCAAAAUCUGUCAGGUCAACUUCCUCUGCAUCAGCUGUGAUAACUGGAUUCUCACCACGAGCAGGCAGCAAGCACUCGAGAUCCUAGAAGAAAUUUAUUGUAUUAAAAAGAAACCGUUCAUUGUAUAAUCAUUGAAGCUAAUUUAAGAUGUUUAACUCACAUUCAGUUUUUCAGGGCUAAUCCAGUUGUUUUCAGGGAACUGGACAUCAAACUUGAUGUAGAGGUCUCCUUUCUCAAAUGGGUUUCUGUAUUGAGGCAUGCCCUCCCCCUUCACCAUUCGAAUGCAGCCUGCCACACAAAGACUCGUUAACAAAAAGGCUUAAAGCUCAAGUGCCUGAUAUCAGCCAUUAGCAUUGCCAGUCACUUUUUGUUCCAAAAGCAAUUUAAGAUUAAUUAUAUAGAAAAUAUAUGUCAUAAUAUAUUGCAAUUACCACCUUGUUUACUAAAACGUUUUCUAAAAAAAAAACAAAAAAAAACAAAUAUCUUUUACCUGGCUCAAUAACCUUGCCAGGUGGGUAUUUGACAAGCAGCUGGCGACCAUCUAGGUGAGUGAUAGUAAUCUGAAACCCACACAGAGCUUCCACCAGGCCAAUACGUUGGACCAUGUGAAGGUCACUGCCAUCACGCCGGAAUUCCUGAAUUAGAUGCAAAUUCAAAAUUUGUUGCUUAGGUUUAAUAAAACGUGGUAGUUAGGAACAAUUGGAGUCUUUAACAGCUAUAAUAAUGCAUCUGAAAAAUCAUUAUCAGCAUUAUUGGGCUGUUUUUAUUGAGGGUACGUUACCUCGUGCUCUUUCUCUUGAAGCACCAGGACUAUGUCUCCCGGUUCUACGCCCGGUGCUUGGUCAGCUUCCCCAGAAAACGUGAUCUUUUGUCCAUGUUUCAUGCCUUUGUCUACAUGGACUUCCAGAAGCUUAGUUUCCUUGCUCACCUUAUGACCCUCACACUUUUUGCAGCGAUCCUUCUCAUUUAUCACUUCACCUGUAGAAAGAAAAAAAAACACCCAUUGAAGAGAUUGAAUCAAGAAUUGCAGAGUGAAUAGAGCACCAUUUUGCUCAUAAUUGUACACUGUCGAUUUUUCUGGUAAGUGGGUGUUCAUGGAAACAUUACCCUCUCCGUUGCAGUCUGUACAGACUGACUGCAUCUGUUGAACCAUCCCAGGGGCCAGCUGUCUAAUCAUGAUUCUCAUACCUCGUCCUCUGCAUGUCACACACUUUUGCACAGCUCCUGUUUUACCACCCUGACUAAAUGGCAAACAAAGUCUUGUUAGUUUGUGUCACUUAAAAACAAAAUAGCAGUACUACAAUUACAAACCAUUAUCCAUGUUGAUUUUAGACUGCAUACCAAUAAUGUUUUUAUAUUAGGCUGAAACUAUCAAAGCAGACUCACCCAUUGCAAGCACUACACAGCACAUUCUUACUGAGCUGCAGUUUGGUUGUUUUCCCAUUAUAAAGGUCUUCAAGAGAAACUCUGACAAAAAAGUUUGAAACAAGUUAAUCAAAUAUAUAUUAUGAACCACUUGCUAAAACAAAAAAAAAAAAAAAAAAAAAAAAGUAAA
This is a messenger RNA of Betta splendens (Siamese fighting fish), 6307 nucleotides long. RefSeq lists its product as uncharacterized. Bases 154 to 3036 code for a protein of 960 amino acids. The record is from RefSeq and is a predicted model, not a curated record. Lineage: Eukaryota; Metazoa; Chordata; Actinopteri; Anabantiformes; Osphronemidae. The transcript has 17 exons.